AUGUGUAAUCUCCUGCCGUGUGCGGAUCCCGCCACGCCCGGCGUGUGGUGGCGCGACGACGCGCAGUGGCGCCGCUAUCCGCCGCACCUCCAGAACGCCGUCCGCAACGCCAUCGCCGGGGGGCUGCCGUCGCUCGACCUCGGCACGUUCGCGUCCGGCGUGUACCCUAACGGCGCGCGCUAUACCGCGGAUCUGCGCGCCAUGUCGCAGCGGAACGCGCAGAGCGGGUACGCGCGAGCGAUUAAGGUGAUUGGCGCGGCGCCGCCUGCUCCUGCGCCGUCCCAGGCCUUGGGAAUGCCGAAUCAGCAGGGCCUUCAGCUCCCGGGAGGAGCGCCGAUGCCGACCAUCCACUGGCGAGACAGCCGCAACAACUUGCAGCAGUACGACGCAGCAACGGCCCGAGCCAUCUUCCGAGCCGGCGCACAGGGCUACAUGUGCGCGCAAACCGCCCCGAUAGUCACAGCAGCGUACCCCUUGGGCGUGGUGUAUACCAUUGAUUUACAGCGCAUGGUGCAGAGGAACCCGUUCACGGGCCGGGAGAGGGAUGUAGUGGUGCAGUUUCCACACAACCCUCUUGAGCUGCUCAAGCUGGCUCUGGGGUCCACUGGGGAGGAUCGCAAGCAGCUGUUAGGCGCAACACUGGAAGCCUUCUGCUCAGAGGACAAUGUGAUGAAGAUGCUGGCGGGAAAGAUUUCGCCAUACCAGAUCAUUGGGAAGCGGCGGAACCCGAACCUGCAGCUGGGGCAGCCGGUGUUUGACAAGUUCGUGCAGUCCAUGGAAGGCAUCGCCACUGGCUGCGCCAACCUCAGCCCCAGCAAUCUGGUCGACGGACAGACCCAAGCAAGCGGCCUGCCACUCCCUCUGCAGCUUGCAUUCCACGGCACCCCGCCAGAGAACAUCAACUCCAUCUUCAAGGAAGGCAUGAGGGCCAGCCAGCAUUGGUUUGGCUGCCAUGCAAGCAUCAGCAGGUCGUAUGUCACUCCAACCCGCUCGGGCCCUGCUGGGCCUGUGUGGAAGCUUAUCCUCUUCGUGCUGCUCAUGGUGCGGACCGUGAUUUCCUCGCGAACUGAUAGUGUGGUGGUGAUGACCAGUGCUCACCAUGAGCUGCCUGUGUAUGAGAUUACUUUUCAGGGUUAG
Molecule: messenger RNA, 1137 nt
Organism: Closterium sp. Naga37s-1
Lineage: Eukaryota; Viridiplantae; Streptophyta; Zygnematophyceae; Desmidiales; Closteriaceae
Source: the annotation of a GenBank genome assembly